CACUGGUUCGCUGGUGUAUUUUGGUAUACAUCCAACACAUCCGCAUUUAACGCGUCGGUAAGUGACAAAUCUCAAUAAACUCCAUAGUAAAUUAAUUCCAACUGGACACUGUUGGACAUUUGGAGUUUAUAAGUCAGUGGAUUACGUGCUACUCUACAGCUAACCAUUCAGUGACAUUCAAUAGUUCACUUAUUUUAUUAAAUAAAUAAAUAUCCAGAAUGCCGGCUGCACAGAGUUCAACAAAUGUUGGAGCUGCAGGUCGCUCACCAAGCAGAGCUGUCGCACCUAGAACAAGUGGUGCUGGUACGGUGAGACAACGUAAGACAGCACCAGCAACGUCAGCUAGAAACCGCAACACUGGUACUAGCUCCGGUGGAAUGUGGAGAUUUUACACUGAUGAUUCACCUGGCAUCAAAGUUGGACCAGUUCCAGUUCUUGUGAUGUCUCUUUUGUUCAUCGCUUCGGUGUUUAUGUUACACAUCUGGGGUAAAUACACGAGAUCGUAGAGAUUUUUAACUGUUUUUACCUUCUUUUUUUCAUCGAUCAUAAAAUUAUAACCACUCAAGACUGGGCAAGGUCUAGAUGACGGCUUUGCACUGUGUGCAUAUGGAUGUUUAAUUUGUGGAUUAUAAACUUAUUACUCAAAUCCAUGGAUAUAUUAUAUUAAAUUAUUGUAAAUUAAAUAUCUUCCUAUGAUAAUUAUAUUAAAUGAUGCAUUUGUUGUGAAUAAAUGAUGACUUUUCAUGUUUAUAUUUCUAAAAUUAA
Messenger RNA from Cotesia glomerata, 765 nucleotides. RefSeq names its product protein transport protein Sec61 subunit beta (gene Sec61beta). Gene Ontology annotation, biological process: intracellular protein transport. The record is from RefSeq and is a predicted model, not a curated record. Lineage: Eukaryota; Metazoa; Arthropoda; Insecta; Hymenoptera; Braconidae. The transcript has 3 exons. Bases 219 to 506 code for a protein of 95 amino acids. Gene Ontology annotation, cellular component: Sec61 translocon complex.